This is a messenger RNA of Nilaparvata lugens (brown planthopper), 813 nucleotides long. RefSeq lists its product as uncharacterized. NCBI's taxonomy places the organism in Eukaryota, Metazoa, Arthropoda, Insecta, Hemiptera, Delphacidae. The transcript has a single exon. Bases 1 to 813 code for a protein of 270 amino acids. The record is from RefSeq and is a predicted model, not a curated record.
AUGGAACUAAAUCCUGAAUGCAAGAAAGAAAUAUUGAAUGAAAUAAAAGGUAUAAUCUCUACGGAACUUGCGUUUUUUAGGGAUGAAUUGAAGAAGACGAACGAAAAUGUACUCGAAUUGCGUAAAUCAGUGGAGUUGUUCUCAGCUAAAAUUGAUGACUACAAGUUGAUAAUAGAUGAUUUUAAGACUGAACAAUUUGUUAUAAAAAAGGAAAAUGAAAAACUGUCCAAGAAGGUUCACGAGAUGGAAUUACAAGUCAUCGAGCUGCAGCAAUACAGCAGGAUUAACAACCUCGAAAUUCACGGAAUACCGCAAACGCCAAACGAAGAUGUUUAUGCUAUAAUCGAAGAUAUUUCAAAAACUCUCAAAUUGAAAAAUGAUGCAUUGAAGAUCGAUAUUGCUCAUAGACUCCCAACUACGAAUAAACAUGCUAUUCCACCGAUACUAAUAAAAUUCAAUAAUAGAAUUGCGAAGAACAACUUGUUUUCUCAAUAUAAAAAAAUACAGAGUGAGCUGAAAAAAUUGGAACCACCGGGACAGUUAAGAACCACAUCAAUAAAUAGAAAUCUACAAGACGGGCCAGUAUACAUAAACGAAAAUUUGUCUACUUACUACCGAGGUCUGCUGAAAGGUGCUAAACUAUUUGCGAAGGAAAACGGCUAUAAAUUUGUGUGGGUCAUGAAUGGUAAAAUAUAUGUUAGAAAGCACGAAGACUCAAGACCCAUCCGACUGGCAAACCACGCUGAUCUAGAUCGUCUCAGGUGUGAUGACCCAAUUUCUUCUCAAAUGCGCUCCAACAGUGGUGGAGAAUAA